AUGAACCCGUUAUUCGGGCCCAACCUCUUCUUCCUGCAGCAGGAGCAGCCGGGCUUGGGCGCCGCCGAGCCCCAGCCGCGCCUGCCGGCCCUGGCCUUGCUGCCCCGCCUUGCGCCCCCGGGGGACUUCCCGGACGGGGAGCUGGCCCCGCCGGCCGACCCCUUCGCCGCCCCUUCGCCGCCGCCGGCCGCCAUGGCGCUGCGCAACGACCUGGGCUCCAACAUCCACGUGCUGAAGACCCUCAACCUGCGCUUCCGCUGCUUCCUGGCCAAGGUGCACGAGCUGGAGCGCCGCAACCGGCAGCUGGAGAAGCAGCUGCAGCAGGCCCAGGAGGAGGCGGGCGCCCGCCGGGGCAGCCCGCCGCGCCGCGACCAGGCCGUCCAGACGGGCUUCGUCAGCCCCAUCCGCCCGCUGGGGCUGCCGCUGGCCAGCGCCGCCGCCGCCGCUGGCCGGCCCGUGGGACUGAGCGCGCCGUCGCGGGCGCUGAGCUCGCCCAGCUGCCGCUCGCCCAGCUGCCACCCGCCCGGGGCGCCGCUCACGCCCACCUCGGGCCCGGCGCCGGCCCUGCCCGGCGCCGGCGCCUUCUCGUCCGCGCCGCGCUUCUUGCCGGGCACCAUCUGGUCCUUCUCGCAGGCGCGCCGCCUGGGGCCCGGCCUGGAGACCACCCUGGUGCAGGGGCCCGGCGUCUCCUGGGUGCACCCGGACGGCGUGGGCGUGCAGAUCGACACCAUCACCCCCGAGAUCCGCGCGCUCUACAACGUCCUGGCCAAGGUGAAGCGGGAGCGGGACGAGUACAAGCGCAGGUGGGAAGAGGAGUACACGUUGCGUGUUCAGCUGCAAGACCGCGUGAGCGAGCUACAUGAGGAAGCCCAGGAGGCAGAAGCGUGUCAGGAAGAGCUUGCUAUGAAGGUGGAGCAGCUAAAAGCAGAGCUGGUCGUUUUCAAGAGUCUGAUGAGCAAUAACCUUACUGAGCUAGAUACCAAGAUCCAAGAGAAGGCCAUGAAAGUGGACAUGGACAUUUGCCGGCGCAUCGACAUCACAGCCAAACUGUGCGACGUGGCCCAGCAGCGGAACUGUGAGGACAUGAUCAAAAUGUUUCAGUCUCUGCACUUGUCUCCCAUUAAGGUCCCAGCUACUGUGGGGCGGAAGCGGGAGCGGAAGCUGGUCAGUGAUGAGGAUGCCUCCCUGUCUGAGAGCGAGACCUCCAAAAAACUGGAAGAGGAGGAAGAGGAUGAAACCACAGCCAUGAGCAUCAAUGAGGAGAUGCAAAGGAUGCUGAACCAGCUGAGGGAGUAUGAUUUUGAAGAUGACUGUGACAGCCUCACCUGGGAGGAGACGGAAGAAACGCUGCUGCUCUGGGAGGAUUUCUCUGGCUACGCGAUUGCUGCUGCAGAGGCACAGGGAGAGCAACCUGAUGACAGUUUGGAGAAAGUGAUCAAGGACACAGAGUCGCUCUUCAAAAGCAGAGAAAAGGAAUACCAGGAGACCAUUGACCAAAUUGAGCUGGAGUUGGCAACGGCAAAGAACGACAUGAACCGGCACCUGCAUGAGUACAUGGAGAUGUGCAGCAUGAAGCGCGGGCUGGAUGUGCAGAUGGAGACCUGUCGCCGGCUCAUCACCCAGUCUGGAGACAGAAAGUCUCCUGCUUUCACUCCGGUACCGAACAGUGAACCGGCCCCAAACGAGGAAACUGAGGAGUCCGAUCAUGACCUCCCAAGCAAUGCCUCCAUAAGAUCAUGAGGGAGGCUCAGCGCCCCCUCUGCGUCUCCCUCUCCUGGCCCGGGAGUGUGAGCGCGGGGCAGGGAGCCGUGCCCUAGCUAUGGCUGUGAGGGAUGGGAAGGUGGCAAGGAGCCACUCUUGGAAUUCUGCCACUCAGUCCCUCGACCCGUGGAGGCGGAGCUUGGUCAAGAUGCCCUGGGGACCUGGUCCCCUGACCCCUCUGAUCACCUCCGUUGCCCUUGCCUUGCCUACCCAUCUCUUCUCCCCCUUUCCCCUAGUACUUUGAUGGGCUUUAGUGGGGAUGGGUGGGGUGGGGGGCUCCCACCGUAUUGUAGCUGCUCUGCCCCGGGUUUGCCUUACGAAGCGCCGUCUUCCUUGCCGCCUCCUACUGUAUGUGAUUCUCCUUCCCAUGCUACACACAAGCAGAAUUGGAUUGGUUUAUCUCUGCAAAACUGAACCUCCUCUCGGUGCCAAGUGGACCGUAGGCUGGACGCUGUGGUUCUGCCUGCUCAUAGAACACUUCCGUCAUCCCCAGGUCACAUUGUACACAACAGCAAGAGCCUCUCCUUGCGGGGACGAAGAACGAGCCACUGACUCCUUCACCCCAGCGCCGUCCUUGCAUUUUGCUUCGUUGUGCACCCUGUGGCACGAAAGCUGUAUGUGAUGUUGCUAUGUCUGUAACUGAGAAUAUGAAAUGAAGAGCGUCCUUUUCUACC
Messenger RNA from Elgaria multicarinata webbii, 2435 nucleotides. It is a transcript of the gene IFFO1, whose product is annotated as intermediate filament family orphan 1. The transcript is spliced from 9 exons. The record is from RefSeq and is a predicted model, not a curated record. The coding region runs from base 1 to 1740 and encodes 579 amino acids. NCBI's taxonomy places the organism in Eukaryota, Metazoa, Chordata, Lepidosauria, Squamata, Anguidae.